AGGAUAUGAAGAUGAAAUGAGAAAAAUUGUUGAUACAAUUAGUAAAGCCUGUUGUGAGUAUGGUUUUUUCCAAAUUGUGAAUCAUGGUGUACCCCUUGAUCUCACUAGUCAAGCUCUAAAGGUGUCCAAGUCUUUCUUUGAAUCUCCAACUGAAGCCAAACUCAAAUGUUCUCCACUGCCUAAUGUACCUGUUCCUGCAGGCUAUAACAAGAAGCCUAAUCCUUCUUAUGAGUUUAGUGAAUUCCUUAUUAUGCUUCCACCUGGUUCUGACUUCAAUAUCUUCCCAGACAAUCCUCCUCAAUUUCGAGAGGUGAUGGAAGAGUUAUUCUCCCAAUUCAUGAAGAUAGGAAUGGUUGUCGAAAGAAUCCUAAGCGAGUGUCUGGGGCUUCCUUCCUGUGUUCUUGAAGAACUUAACAAUGACAGAAGCUGGGAUUUCCUCAUUGACUUGCCGGCAACAGAGAAAGAAAGGAUAGGAUCAAAUCCACAUAAAGAUUUCAGUUGCUUCACAAUUGUUUUACAAAAUGAAGUUGCAGGCCUGGAGGUUCAAAAGGAUCCUAAUAGCCCCACAACCAGGUGCCCUUGUAGUCAACAUUGGUGAUGCUCUUCAGGUCCUUACGAAUGACAAAUUCAAGAGUCGUGGUGAGACCAAAUGGAAGAUGAAGGAAUUCAUUUGCGUUCUUCCACAAUUUAUCAGGGGAUAAGUGGAUUCAACCACUGCCCCAGUUCACAAAAGAGAUUGCAGAACCACCAAAAUACAGGCCAUUCUUGUAUAAAGAGUAUCUACAGAAAAGAAGAGAAAGCAAGUCUAAGAUGAGAUUACCAUAUCGCAUUAUGCAAUCCCUGAAGAGUGAUAUUAGACAA
Messenger RNA from Solanum tuberosum (potato), 861 nucleotides. RefSeq names its product putative inactive flavonol synthase 2. The transcript has 3 exons. Lineage: Eukaryota; Viridiplantae; Streptophyta; Magnoliopsida; Solanales; Solanaceae. Bases 17 to 598 code for a protein of 193 amino acids. The record is from RefSeq and is a predicted model, not a curated record.